GACCUUUGACAGCCAGCCCAGCCUUUCCCCUGCACAACACGGAAGCAGCAUGGCGUCUAACAGCUCCGAACGGCAGCAGAUUGCACAGCAAAGGUUGAGAAUCAUUGCUGGCCAUUUACAAAAACAAGCAAACAGGGAUCCGGCCCAUGUCUUGGCAAAUGACUGUAAAGGAGAAGCAGCCGACACAAAGCCCGAGAAAAACAGGAAGAUACCGAAACGGAGGCAGGAGAUUAUGAAAUGGAAUGGCUGGGGCUACAGUGAUUCGAGAUUCCUGUUCAAUAAGAAAGGCCAAGCUGAAUUUACUGGUAAAAGGUAUCGUUUAAGUGGCAUGAUAAUACCUGGCUUAAAAGAUUGGUUUGAAAACACCUUUGGAGCAAGUCUAGAACACAAAACACCACCCAAAUCCACAUUUGAUGCCAGUGCUCUCCAACCACCCAUUUUAAAUGAGGGCUUCAUGCAGGACCUUAAAGCUUCAGCCAUACCUUUUUCCCAUGAAGCAGAAGACAGGAUAUUUCGUGCUCAUGGCCAUUGCUUGCAUGAAAUCUUUGCUCUUCGUGAAGGAAAAUUUGGACGGAUUCCAGACCUUGUGGUAUGGCCAAAUUGCCACAACGAUGUGGUAAAAAUCGUGGAGCUGGCAUGCAAACACAGUGUUUGUGUAAUACCUUUUGGCGGAGGUACAAGUGUGUCAAGUGCCCUGGAGUGCCCUCCUGAAGAAAACAGGACUAUUGUUUCCUUGGAUACCUCCCAAAUGAAUCGAAUAUUGUGGAUUGAUGAGAAGAAUUUAACAGCGCAUGUUGAAGCUGGCAUUAUUGGACAGGAUCUGGAAAGACAGUUGAAUGAGAGUGGCUACUGCACGGGGCACGAGCCUGAUUCCAUGGAGUUCAGCUCGCUGGGAGGCUGGGUAGCGACUAGAGCAUCUGGCAUGAAGAAGAAUGUCUAUGGCAACAUUGAAGACCUAGUUGUCCACAUAAAAAUGGUGACACCUCGAGGGGUGGUAGAGAAGAGCUGUCAGGGCCCUCGCAUGUCGACCGGUCCCGACGUACAUCACUUCAUUUUGGGAUCUGAAGGAACCCUUGGUGUUGUCACUGAAGUCACGAUGAAGAUCAGGCCAGUCCCAGAGUAUCAGAAAUAUGGAUCGGUUGUCUUUCCCAAUUUUGAACAGGGAGUGGCUUGCUUGAGAGAGGUCGCAAAACAGAGAUGUGCACCUGCAUCCAUUCGACUAAUGGACAACUCACAGUUUCAGUUUGGACAUGCUCUGAAACCCCAAGUAUCUUCGAUUUUUACUUCUUUCUUGGAUGGUCUGAAAAAAUUCUAUAUCACAAAGUUCAAAGGAUUUGACCCAAACCAGUUGUGUGUGGCUACUCUGUUGUUUGAAGGUGAUCGGGAAAUGGUUCUUCAGCAUGAGAAACAGGUCUAUGACAUUGCAGCAAAGUUUGGAGGCCUGGCAGCUGGAGAGGACAAUGGGCAAAGGGGUUACAUGCUGACAUUUGUCAUUGCUUACCUUCGGGAUUUGGGAAUGGACUAUUAUGUGAUUGGUGAAUCAUUUGAGACAUCUGUACCCUGGGACAGGGUCCUGGAUCUCUGUAAUAAUGUCAAAGAGCGGAUUGUAAGAGAAUGCAAGGAGAGGGGAGUCCAGUUUCCCCCUUUGUCCACAUGCAGGGUAACGCAGACCUAUGACGCUGGUGCUUGCAUCUACUUCUAUUUUGCCUUCAACUACAGAGGAAUCAGUGAUCCCAUCGUUGUUUAUGACCAAAUUGAACAUGCUGCACGGGAUGAGAUACUUGCCAAUGGGGGAAGCCUCUCACAUCAUCAUGGAGUGGGCAAGCUACGCAAGCACUGGUUGCCGGAGACUAUCUCGGAUGUUGGCCUGGGAAUGCUGAAGUCUGUGAAGGAAUACUUGGACCCCGAUAACAUCUUUGGGAGCAGAAACCUCUUAUAAUUCUGCUGUUGUUUUUUUUUAACUACAGCAGAUGGUGUU
Lepisosteus oculatus (spotted gar) is the source of this 1978-nucleotide messenger RNA. It is a transcript of the gene agps, whose product is annotated as alkylglycerone phosphate synthase. Gene Ontology annotation, cellular component: peroxisome. The record is from RefSeq and is a predicted model, not a curated record. Gene Ontology annotation, molecular function: FAD binding; alkylglycerone-phosphate synthase activity. Lineage: Eukaryota; Metazoa; Chordata; Actinopteri; Semionotiformes; Lepisosteidae. Gene Ontology annotation, biological process: lipid biosynthetic process.